Messenger RNA from Labrus bergylta (ballan wrasse), 709 nucleotides. Lineage: Eukaryota; Metazoa; Chordata; Actinopteri; Labriformes; Labridae. The record is from RefSeq and is a predicted model, not a curated record.
UUUGUCACGCAGCCAGAAAGGUCUCCGUUUCUCUUCAAAGAAAGUAAACUAACUUCAUCCAAUCUUUGUCAAUGACACAGCAGAGUCUCUGCAAACACUGACUUCAGAUCAGAACAUGGACGUGUGUUUAGAGGACGAGGAGGAUGGAGCAGAGUCUCCUGUACCCAGCUGUCUGUCUAUGAAGAGUGAUCUGUCCAAACAUGAACCUCCAUACUUCAGUAAAGAACCUGGACCCUCAGACACAAAGGGGACGAAGAGGACUCAUGUUAUAGAGGAGCAGCCGUCCUGUCCUGUGUGUCAGGACGUCCUGAAGGAUCCCGUUUCUACCAGCUGUGGACACUGGUUCUGCAGACAGUGCAUCACCUCAUACUGGGACCAGUCUGGUUCACCACGAGACUCGUCCUGUCCUCAGUGUGGAAAAAGAUCCAGAACAGGACCUGGACUGCAGACAGUCAGUCAGAGCAGCACUGAACAAAUUGAUAGAGGUCUGCAGGAGGUUACAGAUGAACAUAAGGUCAGUCUGAGGAGGAGAUGUGAACGUGUGACUGAAGGAAGUGAUGAAACAGGAAGUAGAACCCUCCUCAACAGGAUCUACACUGAGCUCUACAUCACAGAGGUCAAACCAGAGACUCUUAAGAGGCCUGAUGGUCAGACAGACAACAGUCCAGAUAUGAUCCAAAGAGUCAUCAACAACCUGAAGAGAGAAUAA